CGAUUCAAUAGUCGCGGGCUACUUGAACGCCGAGAGCGGCGCGAGACUCGGUGGCCGCCGGCAGCAGUCCCGCCCGCCCCGCGUCCCGCCCGCCCGCCGCCGCCGCCGGCCCCGGGCCUCCACCCGGCCGUCCCCGCUCCGCGGCCGCGACGAUGUUGGCGGGGCAGGAGAACCAGGAGAACAUCCCCCCGGGCGGCAAGGCGCCGCCGCCCGCCGCCGGUAGCCGCGUGGCUCUGGGGCUGCUGCGGGGCGCCCAGCAGCGGCCCGGCGGCCCGCCGCAGGCGGCGCGGAGCGGCGUUGAGGGACAUGGCGCGGCGGCGGUGGGGCGGCCGGUCGGCGGGCAGCAGGCCUUCACCAUCCAUGUGGACGAGCCGGACGGGGAGCAGCCGCAGCGGCGGCGGGGCGGUGGCGGCCCGGCGAGCCAGAAGGAGGAUGAGGCGGCGGCGGCGCUGGGGCUGCGUGCGGCCGUCUGCGCUCUCGGGGAGCGGCGGCCCCUGGCGCCCCUGGGCAACGCCAUCGAGCUGAGCUUCGAUUCUCCAAGUAUUAUGGACAUUUCAAUAACCUCAGAAACAGAAGAGAAAAAACCGAACGUUAAUAACGUACCAGACUAUAUCAGCGACAUCCAUACGUACCUUAGGGAAAUGGAGGUGAAAUGCAAGCCUAAAAUGGGUUACAUGAAGAAGCAACCUGAUAUCACAAACAACAUGCGGGCUAUUCUUGUGGACUGGCUGGUGGAAGUUGGAGAAGAAUACAAAUUACAGAAUGAAACCCUGCACUUAGCUGUAAACUACAUCGAUAGGUUCCUUUCUUCGAUGUCUGUUUUGAGAGGAAAACUUCAGCUUGUGGGUACUGCAGCUAUGCUGCUUGCAUCAAAGUUUGAAGAAAUCUACCCUCCUGAGGUAGCAGAGUUUGUCUACAUCACAGAUGACACCUAUACCAAGAAGCAGGUUCUAAGGAUGGAGCACUUAAUUUUGAAGGUUUUGUCGUUUGACUUGGCAGCUCCAACCAUCAACCAGUUCCUCACUCAGUAUUUCCUACAUGAGCAGACAAAUGCUAAAGUGGAGAGUCUGUCGAUGUACCUUGGGGAGCUGAGUCUAAUCGAUGCUGACCCUUACUUGAAAUACUUGCCAUCAGUUAUUGCUGCCGCAGCAUUUCAUCUAGCGGGCUAUACGAUCACUGGACAAACUUGGCCUGAAUCCCUGUGCAAAGUAACAGGCUACACACUUGAAGACAUCAAGCCUUGCCUCAUGGACCUACACAAGACCUACCUCAGAGCAGCACAGCACACGCAACAGUCCAUAAGGGAAAAGUACAAGAGUACAAAGUACCAUGGAGUAUCGCUCAUUGACCCACCAGAGACACUAAACUUAUUGUAAUAAUCAAGAGACUGAUCUUUUAAAAGGAUGUAUAUUACAAGAAAAUGAUGUACAGUUUUAAACAAGGUUGAAAAUUGUAGAUGUGAUCACCCGGUGUAUUAAUACAGGUUCUGAUGAGCUUAAUUAUGAUGUUAGUUUUAUGUGGUUUUAAUGUAAAUCUUUUGUACAUGCAAUCUUGUUAAAAUAUUUAGCAGGGGUUUUAUAAAAAUGUUCUCUUUGAGCACGGAAUUAACCAGGCAGACCAACCGAAGUCUGAGACUGCUUAUCUAAUUCUAGACAACACGGAAUCACAGAAUGGUGAUUAUUGAUGUUAGCAGCGCAUUAUUAUAGUAGGGCUUUUUCUCCUUCCAAGUAAGUAUGACUUGGACUGCACAGCAGUAUUUGUAGCAUUUUUAUACUGUCUAGUUUAAACUGAAAGUUAGUAUAGAUCCAAAAUGUGGCUUGAUGGUUCUAAUACUGGAAGAAACUCCAUAGCUAUGAGGAGAUCACCUUGCUGGAAUUGACUCUUGCAGGGCUCUUUAGGACAUGCCAGUUGCUGGAAGCCUUGGGUGCUAUGUAACGUAUUGCCACAUCUCCAUCAGGUUAAAGGUUGGACGCUCUGCUGCAGGGACUGCACAACCAAAACUAGUAUACCAGGUCAUACUUCUCCAGUAUGUAGAAAACGGUCUUGCUACAGGUAUUUUCUAGUCAAAGUGUAAAACUGAUAAUAAUUUAAACCCAGGGAGGUCCCACUGAGUCCUGAAAGCCCAUCGAUAUCUACUAAAAAAAUUCUAGUCAUCUGUCUGUUUACCUAGUACCUCUUUAGGGGUGGUGGAGGGAUUAAGCUGUAGGAGGGUGGACUAUUGCUUUGCGCACUGAAGAGAAGGGAAUGUCUUCUGGUGUGGAGAUGGGCUGUGUGUGGGGUGUACGAAUUCUGUACACCCCUCUUGCUUGGAAAGGGCUCCUUGGCGGCAUGUGGCAAAAACUGGUCUUACAUUUCCUUAGUUCUAGAACUGUUACACGAGCAAACUAGCGCAUAAUUGGCAUUAGAUCAAGGGGACAUUUACCUUCAACCUGUGUAAACGGAGUGAUGCUGCCCUGUACUUUGCUGCUUUUUGCAUGUAAAGCAGUGAGUGCAUGGAAUUGGGUUCAUUUAAGCCAUUUCUAGGUAGGCUAAUAAACAAUUUUUACAUCAGAUGUUAGUGGUCUUGCAAAUACCUUAAAACCACUGAGGGUUUUACUACCAUCUUAAGUACUACCAUCUUAAACUGGCAUUCAUUCCUAAAGCUUUUUGGCAAGGGCUGCCCUGUGAAACCUGCACCACUUCAAGUUGAUUCAAGGCUGUCUCUGUGGUUAUCUGGACACCCAGCAGGUGGUAGGGUAAGUUCCUCACAGAUGGUGAGCAGCUGUUGGGGUGUGGGCUAUUUAAAAUUCAGCUCUGUCAAGCUGUGAGACAACUCAGAGUGAGACAACUCAUGUGUCUCGACUCAAUAACUAAAAGCUUACUGUUCUGCUCCCCGCUCUGCAGUCUGAGCCCUCCUGGAACCAACUCAGUUACAAAACGAAUCAGGACAAAAGUAUGCAGCAGAGGCUGCCUUUUUUUUGGCCAGUCUGAGCUUUUUAGGAUGCACUUUGACUUUUAUACGUGUUCUAAUGUUUAACAUAGAACCGUAUUUCAUUGGUCUACCAUGUUCCCCAAUAGCCUUUACUUAGCUUCAUUUCAGUAGGUUGCCACUGAAAAGCUACAACUAGUUGGAGGAAAAAACUGUGUGGUGCAUCAUGUCUGGUGCUUAGCGUUGGAAACUCUCCAGCCUUGCGGGACAGGGAGUUUGUAUACAGGAGCAUGUUUGCUGCUGUUGGGACAUCGGUUUGUGACCUCGGAAGGGCAACUCAAAACACGGACUGGCAGUUCUUCUUUGAAGACAACAGAGCUUCUGGAGAAACUGGGUUUUUUGUGAUGUGUGCUGGAAACUUUCCAAGACCACCGAGCACUAUGAACAUUGGAAGAGGAGUAACUUAAAGCCUAUGAAUUAUUUUCCCCAGAAAAGAGCAAGCAGCAAUACUUAAGUGAAAGGACUACAGUGGCUUAUAGUGUGAAUUUACUGCUUAAUGAAGUGUCUAUUUGCUCUGUUUCCAAGGGAUGCUGUUCUGCUACUGUUCCCAUAGCAGAGAAAAAAAGCUGCCUUGUUCCCUGAGCUUUACUUUCAACAUACCACUAUGACUUCCUCUACAGUCUAAAAAAAAUGCUUCAGUUGGGGGCCGGUAUCUCUGCCCCAUGUGACUCUGCUCCUUCCUCGCCAACAGAUCCUGCCGCUGCAACAAGCUCCAUCUUUCCCCAUCUCAUUUUUCAAAGUUAAUAUGGGACGAUUCCAGCCCUUGCAACUAAGCUGUGAACAAAAUCCCCCAGGUUGUACUGUACUACUGUUUUGCCUAUUCCGUUUUAACUGCUAGUCAUUUAAAAAUAAAGCCUCUAAGGCAAGUAAGGUAUGAGAUAUUACAUGUGAGAAAGAGAAACAGCAGCACAAAGAACACUGUUCUUUUUCCUGAAGAAGUUUAAGGUCUCGUGGUACUGUGGAAGUUAAGAAGAAACUGAAUCUUCACUCAUUCUUGUACUCCCGACCGUGACUUUGGGUUGGAAGAACUGACACUAAGAGAAGGUGCUGGUUUAGCUCCUGGAGGAACAGGGGUUUCUGUGUCUGUCCCUUUCUGGACAGUUUGCAUGGCUGGGAGCGAUUUUAAUUUUUUUUUUUAACAUUAAGUAAGUUCUAAGCCUGAUGUGGGGAAUGUAAUAUCUGCAACAGUAACUUCUCUCCUGUUCAGAUUUCAUGAAGUAGUAAAGUCACAUGUAAAAUAGUCCUACUUUGCUCUUGUAAAUAUGUGCUUGUUUCCCCUUUGGCUCUACUUCUGAACAAAGCAGACAGGUCAGGUAUUUCGGAAACUUCCUCCUGUCUUUGCUUUGCCCAAUUAUAAAUUCGGAGUGUAAUUCUUUGACCAUAGUUCAAGAACAUUCCUGGCUGUUGCAUGUAAUAUUUAAUUAAACUUUUUAAGACACUC
Messenger RNA from Phalacrocorax carbo (great cormorant), 4409 nucleotides. The record is from RefSeq and is a predicted model, not a curated record. Lineage: Eukaryota; Metazoa; Chordata; Aves; Suliformes; Phalacrocoracidae.